AUGGAUCGAUCCGUUGACAUCUUAUUACCACAUCACAGCACAGACACGCACAAUACAUGCAGACAUACAUGGCUUACAAUACAGUGUUGGCUUCAGCAUCAUGCGUUCACAGCAGCGGCGGGCGCAGGGGGCGUCGUCAGGUCGCAGCCAGCCUACCAGCCCGCGCCGGACUACUGGGACUCGCAUUUGGCCAUGCAGGCAGGCGGGGUCGUGCACACGGCGGGGCAGAACUUCCCCUUCGGGCAGGGCACACACCCACAGCGCGCAAUGCACGUCGCUAGCCCGUCAUCCGUCGGCUGCCCCGAUGUGGCCGGGGCCAGCGCGGCGGUGCAGAGGGCGGCCAGGAGCAUGACGGCGACGAAUUUGAGGGCGGGAGAAGCCAUGAGAUGA
Triticum turgidum subsp. durum (durum wheat) is the source of this 390-nucleotide messenger RNA. NCBI's taxonomy places the organism in Eukaryota, Viridiplantae, Streptophyta, Magnoliopsida, Poales, Poaceae. The record is from the annotation of a GenBank genome assembly.